Molecule: messenger RNA, 900 nt
Organism: Lampris incognitus (smalleye Pacific opah)
Lineage: Eukaryota; Metazoa; Chordata; Actinopteri; Lampriformes; Lampridae
Gene: cldn10d
Product: claudin 10d
Exons: 6
Coding region: 92-859 (255 amino acids)
Biological process (GO): bicellular tight junction assembly; cell adhesion
Cellular component (GO): plasma membrane; bicellular tight junction
Molecular function (GO): structural molecule activity
Source: RefSeq, a predicted model, not a curated record
CUGCCAGGCCCCCCCCCCCCCCCCACCGCUUUAUCUCCACCGGCUUCCAGGCGGCCAGGUUGGGCGUGGGCAAGAGAAGACGGCCGGCGCUAUGAAGUACAGGACGCUGGUGAUGUACAUGGAGAUCGGCUGCUUCGUGUCGUGUCUGGCCGGCUGGAUGCUGGUGUGCUCGACGCUGCCCACAGAGUACUGGACCUUCUCCGAGGUGGGCAGCAUCGUCCUGACCACAUCCAACUACUACUCCAACCUGUGGAGGGACUGCAUCUCGGACACAACGGGCGUCUCCGACUGCAAGGACUACCCCUCUAUGCUGGCGCUGCCCGCCUUCCUGCACGCCUGCCGGGCCCUGGCCGUCUGCGCCGUCAUCACCGGCUUCUUCGCAGGCGUCCUCACACUGAUAGGGAUGAAAUGCACCAAAAUCGGGGGGUCGGAAAUCGCCAACGCGAGGGUGACCUUUGCAGGGGGGGUCACCUAUCUGGUUUCAGGAUUCUGCGGUAUGAUCACCUACUCGUGGUGGGGCAACAAAGUGGUGACGGAAUUUUUAGAUCCAAACUUCAGGGCUCAGAAAUUCGAACUGGGAGCUGCCGUGUUCAUCGGCUGGGGCGGCUCGACGCUCCUGAUCGUCGGAGGGGCCGUGCUGAGCUACUUCUCCGGGAGAGAGGGUCUCCGCUCAACUUCCCCGAAAAAGCGGCGCAGGCCAGCGACCUACGCCACGGCCCGCACCAGACGGACCUACAUGCUGCCCGCCAACUCGUCCAGGGUCACCCUGGUGCCCCCGCUGUUCUACGAGAGCAGGAGGAGCGGGGCGACUAAGACGACAAAGACCACCAGGACGUACAGCAGGGACGCUUUUGUCUGAGCCAAUCAGAGACGGAGAAAGUGACUCCGCCCCCCCCAAAC